UUACUUUGAAACUCACAGCCAAAUAUAUGGAUUUUGUCACUUCUGUGCCUAUAGUGAGUGUAUGACAAGUACUAUUCUAUCUACAACAACGUUGUCUUGAGCACUUUGUAUCUUGAAUAAAUGGUUGGUGUUCCUGUAAUGUCAAUGCUGUUGGCAUGAACAUGGAGCGAGUAUGUGAGGGUAAGGUGCUGGUGUUGGGGGAUGGAAACUUCUCCUUCUCUGUAGCACUAGUACAGAGGAUGGCAACCCCAGCACACCUGACAGCCACAGCUCUGGGUGGAGAGGAGGAGGCACUGAAGCAACACUCUGAGGCAGGGAACAACAUUCAGGCUCUUCAAGAUAAAGGUGCUACAGUCAUGUUUGGAGUAGAUGCUACAGCCCUGACUGCCUGUCCCAGACUACAAGGCCAGAAGUUUGAUCACAUCAUCUUCAACUUCCCGCAUGUCGGGAGAAAGGCACCCAUCAAACGCAACAGGGAACUGCUCAGGAAGGUUUUUAUAAGCUGUGCAGAGCUCCUGUGUGCUGAAGGUCACGUGUAUGUGACCCUAUGUCAAGGUCAAGGUGGAACACCUGCUGACCAACCACAGAGGGCGUGGCACAACUCCUGGCAGGCCGUUGCCAUGGCAGCGGAGGCAGGGUUGAUCCUGGGAGAGGUGGUGCCAUUUUGUGCAGAGGACUGGGAAGUGUACGCUCCAUCUGGGUACAGGAGCAGAGAUAAGGCUUUCCACACAGAGGGUGCACUAACACACAUCUUCAGACAGAGCUGCCCCCUAGCACCUGUGACACAUACUGCACCAACACUGGUAGCCAGAGUAAAAGGAAGAGACAGGCUUUUCUCCAGACCUGUUGCAUUAAGGCAUAAGAUUGGCAGAAACUUACAUCAGGAGGAGAACCAUCCUGUUGCGAUGGUCACCAAACAACUUUGUAGUCUUCUUGAAGAAAGGUUUGGAGUUUAUCAUGUGGAGAUGAAAGACUUUUCUAUUGUCUGUGACUCACCUGAUAUCAACAUAGCUGAUACCCUAAGUGAUGGGGAGGGGAAGAUAAGGCUGCUUCAGGUGAAUGAAGAUGUUACAGAAGAGACAUCAGCUGACCACAGCAGCCCCACAUGCUGGUACCUGCGGCCCAGUCUGACAACACACCUGUCUACAGUCCUGCAGACAUCACUACAGCCUGGUGUGGUGCAUGUACUCACUGGUGAGGUGUACUCCCACUGUUCCAUCUCCACACACACCUGUCCUCUGCAACACCAACUUCUGGGAGUGUUACACCUUCCUAAACAUACCGGAGACAGAAGUGGCAGCAGGCAAUCAGCAACAGUGGAUGAGUCAAGUCAGCCACACCCAUGUACCAUACCUGGGGUACUCUCUCCUACACCAACCAGUGACUUGCAUCAAGGGUAUGAAAGCAAAACCCAAGCUGCCUCCAACCAACCUGAGAGAGAAGCCCACCCCUCUGAACUACUUUGUAUAGCAAAAUGCACUCUUGAAGAUUUGAAAGGUUGUUCUUCCAGUGACUUGUGUUCCUCUGUAAGUUGUCUUGAGCAGAUAGUGUCUUCUAUUCUAGACUUGGAUCAUGCCCCAUCCUUUUCCUCCGAUGGGAAUUCUGUUUAUCUAUCAUCUGCUAGAAGUACAGAGACAAGCACUCCUGUCCCAAUAGGCCAGGUGUUUGUUGUCAACCAGGAUAUUUUACCUAGCUGUAAGAACCCUGGGCACACUAUUCUGUGCUUCACACUAAACUUAGACAUGAUAGCACUACUGAAAUUCAAUAUUCCUGACAUCAGGUUGUUGUGGACUGAAGACGAGCAUUUCUAUGAACAGUUCAGGGUUCAGUCCCACCCAGCCAUACCAUCUGUAACAUACCAGGAGUUCAGUAAGUUUCCACCCUCCUACAGUUAUGACAUCAGUUUCUGGGAGAACCCUGAUGCUGACUUCUGUGAGGAUGACUUUAUGAUGUUGUUGCGAGAGGUGGGCCAUGAUGUAAUUAAAGAGGCGACAGUUAUUGAUCGUUACAGCCAACCAGAGACAGGGAGGAGGAGUUGGUGCUACCGACUGACCUUCCAGGCUCCGGACAGAGCUCUGGGCACUUGUCAUGUCAAGGAGAUCAUGGAAGAACUAGGGAAAAGACUGGGACAAGACAUGGGGUUACAAGUCAGAUAGUGCAGUAUGGU
Molecule: messenger RNA, 2167 nt
Organism: Branchiostoma floridae (Florida lancelet)
Lineage: Eukaryota; Metazoa; Chordata; Leptocardii; Amphioxiformes; Branchiostomatidae
Product: ferredoxin-fold anticodon-binding domain-containing protein 1 homolog
Exons: 7
Coding region: 156-2156 (666 amino acids)
Biological process (GO): rRNA base methylation
Cellular component (GO): cytoplasm
Molecular function (GO): rRNA (uridine-N3-)-methyltransferase activity
Source: RefSeq, a predicted model, not a curated record